Dromaius novaehollandiae (emu) is the source of this 1641-nucleotide messenger RNA. It is a transcript of the gene CA2, whose product is annotated as carbonic anhydrase 2. Gene Ontology annotation, molecular function: zinc ion binding; carbonate dehydratase activity. The record is from RefSeq and is a predicted model, not a curated record. Gene Ontology annotation, biological process: regulation of intracellular pH; carbon dioxide transport. The transcript has 7 exons. Bases 124 to 906 code for a protein of 260 amino acids. NCBI's taxonomy places the organism in Eukaryota, Metazoa, Chordata, Aves, Casuariiformes, Dromaiidae. Gene Ontology annotation, cellular component: plasma membrane; apical part of cell.
CGGAGAAGGGCAUGGAGUUGGCGGGAGCCUAUAAAAGCCCCUGAGCGCCGGCCGCGGCCACGACGCUGCGGCAGCCAGCCAGAGACUCCCGGGCGCCCGGUGCCGCCGCCGGGGCAGAAGACCAUGUCCCAUCACUGGGGCUAUGACAGCCACAAUGGACCUGCUCACUGGCACGAGAACUUCCCCAUCGCCAAUGGAGAGCGCCAGUCCCCCAUUGAUAUUAAGAGCAAGUCGGCCAAGUACGACUCCUCUCUGAAGCCUCUCAGCUUCAGUUACGAUCCCUCCACAGCUAGAAGCAUUGUCAACAAUGGGCACUCAUUCAACGUGGAGUUUGACGAUUCUUCCGACAAGUCAGUGCUGCAAGGUGGAGCGCUGGAUGGAGUCUAUAGGUUGGUGCAGUUUCACAUUCACUGGGGAUCCUGUGAGGGCCAAGGGUCUGAGCACACUGUGGAUGGUGUGAAGUAUGAUGCAGAGCUCCAUAUUGUUCACUGGAACACAAAAUAUGGUAAAUUUGCUGAAGCUGUGAAGCAUCCUGAUGGUUUGGCUGUGAUAGGCAUUUUCAUGAAGGUAGGGCAUACCAAGCCUGAAAUACAGAAAGUUGUUGAUGCUCUGAACUCCAUUCAAACCAAGGGGAAACAAGCUUCCUUCACAAACUAUGACCCUACUGGACUGCUUCCUGUAUCUAGAGAGUACUGGACAUACCCGGGCUCACUGACCACUCCUCCUCUGCUUGAGUGCGUGGUCUGGCAUGUUCUGAAGGAGCCCAUCACUGUCAGUCCAGAGCAGAUGUGCAAACUCCGUGGCCUUUGCUUCAGUGCUGAGAGCGAGCCUGUGUGCCACAUGGUGGACAACUGGCGCCCGUGUCAGCCUCUGAAGAGCAGAGAAGUUAGAGCUUCAUUCCAGUAACCUCAGUGCUGAGUGUGUUAGAAACUGAGUGUGUUUGUGAGGAGCCUCUUUUGCUAAGCACAAUUCAAACCUUUGCCAUGUGUGCCCUGGCAACAUCUUGUCUCCCAGGUCCAUUAUUUUCUUCUGCUCUGCGUCUAAAAUGCCAGCUAAUGAAACGUGAAAGGCUCUCAGCCAGACAGGAAAGGGGUUUUAUCGUGGGGGUUGGGAGAGGUGGGGGUGGGGGGAGGCUGUGUGUUUUUUGAUGGCUGUUACCACGACUGACACUAGUGUAACAGUAUUUUGGCUAUUUGGGAGAUGAUAUGGUGAUAGCAAAAUAAGCCAUUUUAAGAAACCUCAUCCACAUACAUAGUAUACAUAACUGACUUGAAGCUUGAUAACAAAAGCACAGGAAUACAGAAUAUAGGUAUGACUUAGGAAAAAAAGUGUACCGAGAUUAAAAAAAAGGAAAGUGAAUAUUGAGAAUUAGACUUCUUAGAUUUUAAGAAACUGACAUGUAAAUAUUUUUAAGAUUGUUUUACAUUUUUACCCAUGCUAUCAACAACCUCAAUUAUGUCUUAAUGGUAGUGUGUUGGAUUUUUUAAUUGAAAAAGUCCUAAAUUAAAUAUUAUCUUUAAAAAUUGUUAUUACCAUAGAAAUAAUACAGAGUAUCUUUUCAUUGAAAUAAUAUAUGCUCUAAUUUAAAAUGGAAAAUAAUAUUGUAUUUUAGAUAAAUUCUCUAAUAAAACUAUACUUAUA